AUGCUGAGUAAUAGUGACAAAGCUCUCACUUAUGCCAAAGAAGCACUCAACAUACUGUUACACCAUUUCUCUGAAAACCAUCCAAAUAUUGCAACGAUAUACAACACUAUUGGACGUAUUCAUCAUCAUCUUGGCAAUAACGAUGAAGGUUUGCAGAAUUAUCAAAAAGCACUUACUAUUCAGUUCACAUGUUUACCGAAAGAUCAUCCAGAUAUUGCAAUGUUAUACAACAACAUCGGAGGAGUUUAUCACGCGCGAGGCAGCUACGUUGAAGCUUUGGAAAAUUACGAGCAAGCACGGCAAUUUGGAACAAGAUGUUUAUCUAUAGAUCAUCCAGACAUGGCAACGACGUACAACAAUCUUGGAACAACUUAUGGAGAACAUGGGAAUUAUACUGAUGUUCUGAAUUAUUUGCAAGAAGCACUUCGUAUCUGGUCAAAAUCCUCACUUGAAAACCGUUUACAUAUUGAAUUAGUAUAUGAAAAUAUUACUGAAGUUCAUAAUAGUGAAGGCAAACAUACUGAAGCGCUAACAAUUAGUUUGGAAAUAUUGCUUGACACACUUCCAGAUACUACACGGAUGAAUGUCUCCGCAGAGAACUUUCAACAAGUUCAGGACAACUUUGAUCUGGGUCUAAAAUAUUGUCAAGAAAUACUUGCAGUUCAAUUAAGAGCUUCACCUAGUGAACCUCUGAGCAUUGCAAAAACAGAUCAUUAUUUUGGAUUGAUUCAUAAACGACAAGGUAAUUAUCCUCAAGCAUUGACUUAUUACUUGAAAGCUUUGGAAAUUCUUCCGAUUUAA
Adineta ricciae is the source of this 801-nucleotide messenger RNA. Lineage: Eukaryota; Metazoa; Rotifera; Eurotatoria; Adinetida; Adinetidae. The record is from the annotation of a GenBank genome assembly.